This is a messenger RNA of Fomitiporia mediterranea MF3/22, 3468 nucleotides long. RefSeq names its product DUF625-domain-containing protein. The coding region runs from base 1 to 3468 and encodes 1155 amino acids. Gene Ontology annotation, cellular component: protein phosphatase 4 complex; nucleoplasm. NCBI's taxonomy places the organism in Eukaryota, Fungi, Basidiomycota, Agaricomycetes, Hymenochaetales, Hymenochaetaceae. Gene Ontology annotation, biological process: protein dephosphorylation; DNA damage response. The record is from RefSeq and is a predicted model, not a curated record. Gene Ontology annotation, molecular function: protein phosphatase activator activity. The transcript has 10 exons.
AUGAGCCGGGGUGUCGCCGACAAUAGAGACCCAGACGACGCCAAUCUCCCCUCCCAGUCCGGUCCGAUCACAUCACAGGGCCGCGCCAAUGGCAUCUCCGUGCCACCACCGCCGUCUACCGACAUGCUCGCACAGAAUCCCCAGUCGUCUGCGCCUAAUGGUGCACCAUCCUCGCCCAACGGCAUCCAGCAGCCAAACGAGCCUCGCGAGCGCUCACCCGGCCCGCGCCUCGAGGAAAUGGCGACCACCUCGGAAAGCGAUAUGGAGUUCCCGGACGUGGAGGAUAUGAGCAGGUUUAUUAGAUUAAGUGGAGAUUUUGGGUUUGGACAUGGUCGUUCACACGAUUCGAAUGAAGUAUUUGAUCCCGACCUGCGUCGUGUCAAGGUGUACGAACUAAUAGGUUCUCGUUGGACCGACCGUGGAACCGCGUUUUGUUCGGGUGAAUAUGACAACGAGACUGAAGAAGCGCGUCUUAUUGCGAGAGCAGAGGGAACGCACGAGGUCAUUUUGUGCUGUAUGAUUCGCACAGCGGACAUCUACCAAAGGCAGCAAGAUACGUUAAUUGUGUGGACCGAACUAGAUGGCACAGAUUUCGCGCUCAGCUUUCAGGAUGUUGAGGGUUGUUCAGAAGUUUGGGAAUUCAUCACCGAGGUGCAGAAGCAUCUCAAUUGCAGAGGUAUGACUGAAAUAUAUGACUUUGAAGUCUAUCCUUCGCUCCGCGACAGUGAUGACUCCAUCAUUUUAUCCCCCGUAAUCUCGAACUUUGAUCAUGUCCCAACCACCGCUGCUCAGAUCGUCCAGUCUGGCCACCUUCCUCCUCCCAGUCCUGAUGCCGGUUUUAUCACAGAAAUCGAGAAGGCAAUGCGGAACAUGGCGCGUUCGCCGAAAUCUCGAGAGCAGAUAUGCAAUUACAUCCAGGAGAAUAGAUAUAUCCACCAGUUACUUGAAGUGUUUGAAGCUGCGGAGAAGGCUGAAAACUUGGACGCGUUGCAUGCAUUAUGCAGCUGCAUGCAAACUAUCCUUCUUCUCAACGAGCACACGAUGUACGAACAUAUUCUUUCUGACGAGUUAUGGAUGGGAGUAGUGGGCAUGCUUGAAUAUGAUCCAGAAUUUCCCAAGUUCAAAGCGAACUAUCGGGAGUUUCUUCUCCAGCGGUCUCAUUUUGUCCAGCCCAUUACGAUCCGAGAUGAAGCCAUUCAGCGAAAGAUUCAUGCCACGUAUCGACUGCAGUAUCUAAAGGACGUGAUCCUUGGCCGUGCGCUUGAUGAUUCGACCUUCAACGUGCUCAACUCGUGCAUUAUAUUCAAUCAGAUGGACAUCAUCAAUCACAUAAUGCGGGACGAGCCCUUCCUAGCCGAACUUGUCUUUUUAUUCAUCAAGCCCACAGGGACGAAGGGGAAGGAGAGGGAGAAAGACAGUGAUAUGGAGAUUGACAAGCCUUCCGAGGCUACAACUGUGAAUGGUGUAGUAGCCUCCUCCGCUGGCCCUUCAUCCUCUCCGCAAGCGAGUCAUUCGGACGAGUCUACUGAUGUAGAGCGGAAGAAGGAAGUCAUUCUUCUCCUUCAACAGCUCUGCAUCAUGGGCAAAAACGUGCAACUCCCUACCAGAAUCAACCUCUUCCGAACCUUGGUAGAGCGUGGGGUACUCUAUGCGGUCCAGUGGGCAUUAUGUAGGACAGAGAAGCAUAUCAUUUUUUCGGCCGGGGAAAUUCUCUCGGUCUUACUAGACCACCACGCGCUGAGCAUACGAAAUCACAUACUGACUCAGGGUGUAGCUCUCAAACAGCCAACGGGGAACUUCGAGACCUUGAUGAAUCAGGAAAACUCCGAGAUUCCAGAUGUCACGGGAGGGAGUCCGCCACCGUUCAAGGAAACGCUCUCACAGGUCUUAUGUCGAAUGAUGGCAAAUAGCCAGGAUCUUGCUCUCCAAACACAAUUCGCAGAUGCCCUUAGAUUGCUUGUUGAUGUACCAGCUAUGGAACCGCAACGUCCUCCAGAAGUCCAGAACGGUGUUGUUGGGCUGCCUAUGCAAAACACGUACUUAAAUCGACCGCUAAGGGACGACCACGCCAUUGAACGCUUCCUAGACAACUUCUAUAAAACUUGCAUUGAAACAUUAAUGCGACCACUCACUCACGACGUUCCUGAUCACCACGAGCUGAAAGAUGAACCCUAUUCACCGUCACGGGAGCGAGGCAACUUAUAUCUUUAUUUGUGUGACCUCCUAUGUAGCUUUGCCAUCCAGCAUUCAUUUCGGAUUUACUUCUUCAUCCUCUCAUCCAAUGUCUUUUCCCGCAUUGCUUCGUUAUUAAGCGUAAAAGACAAGCAUUUAUGUCUUGCUGCACUCCGAUUUUUUCGAAUAUGUCUCAAGAUGAACAACCGCAAUCUCUUCAUUCACAUGCACAAGCACGAUUGUUUCACUCCUAUAUGCAAGCUGACCAUACGAGAGGCGAGGCGAGAGAACUUACUUAGUUGUACUUGUCAAGAGUUCUUUGAAUUUAUGCGGAGGGAAAAUCUAAGGGAACCUAUUAAUUUCGUAAUGGAGAAGCACGAAAGCGACGUUCGAGAACUUGCGAAGUCGGCUCUUGGUUCUGCUACGUUCCAGGGCUUCGUCGCUCGUUGGGAGAUCAACAAGGAACCGCUUCCGCCAGAAGUUGUUCCUGAAAAGAGGCAACACAUAAUGAUUCCUCGCAUUCCGGGUCAACGUGUUAUGGAAUCAGAGGAAGACGAUUCGUAUUUCAACAGUGAUGACAACGAGGAGGACAACAUCGUACCUGUUCCUAGAGUCGAUUCUUCGCUCUUCGGCUUGUUCCGGCGGAAACGACAACGUAUAAGCACUCCUGGUCCUCAUGCUCAGAUGAACAAGGGUCAACGAUUGAUGAGCGUACCUUCGCAAAAUCGACCUGUUUCGCCGUUAUCAUCGUUAUUAGAGUAUGACGACGAUGAAGAAAUGCCGCCCUUGUCUGAACAAAUCCGAUCGGAGAAAGAGCCUCCGGCACCUCGACCACCUAUACUUCCGCCUAGGCAGAUCCAGAUCUUGCCAUACGAGCCUAACGCUAACGAUUCUGAACCUUCGGAUCCGGAAGAUGAGUUGUUAGAGUCGCUGGUUUCGAAAGACGUUGAUGAGAAGCCGCCACCACCCGAUGUUCAAAAGGGACCGCCAGCGACGACACAGGCUCAGGUACCAGAGAAGCGACGUCGUGGAGAGGAAGAGGAAGAUGCGUUUGAGAGACUUGCACCGAAGAAUCGGAGACUAAGCAACGCGUCGGACGAGGCCUCGCAAGUUGCUGCUGCGAAAGUACGGGCUGCUGCCGCUGCCGAGACGACCAGGAAGGCAGGUGAGGAAGGAGGACCGAAGAAGUUGAAACUCAAGUUCAGCGCUGCUUCUAAAUCAUCUCCUUUGUCGGAAACGAGGACAUCCGUAGCAGCCAAGAAAACUGAGGUGAAGGAUGGCACUGGGAACGGCUAG